GUCUGUGUGUGUGUGUGUAUCUUCUUGGCAUUAGCAGUUAGUAGUUAGUUCAGUGGACAGAUAUUGGUAUACAGCCCAUCCAUCCAUCCAUCCAUCCAUCCACCUAGGCACAGCUUACAGCCCAUAACCUGAUUCAGCAUGGGUCGCGGAGGAGGGCGUGGUGGUAAACGGGGUAGCCGAGGGGGGGGCAAGCGCAGCCAAGGGAGUAGCACCCGAGGCAAAGCCAAAGGGAAAGCCGGCCCAAUGAAACGGUCCCGAGGCACAGGCGCAGGUGCAGGCGAGGCUGAGCGACCGGCCAAGGUGACUCGAGUGGAUAGAGACCACAUGAAGGAGUUUGGUGAUCAGCAUCCGGUGAAUGAACUGGAGUUUGAGGGCGAUGCCAGCGAUGCGAGUGAUUCAGAAAGUGGGGGUAGGCGGGAGGGGAAGGCGUUUAACGGCAGAGCUACCAGUGAGCGCAGCACGGGAGCAGUGGACGGUGAGAUUGACUCAGACAGUGAUGGGGCGGGUGUGCACGGUGCGUAUGCGAAGCUGUUGGGGUCACUCAGUAGCACUGGACGGCACAGACGGGUCGAGGCUAGGGCUCGGCUGGGGUUAGGGCCAACGAAGCUUAUUGCUGGGGGGGUGGGUGUAGGGGAGAGUGCAGAAGCGCCGGAGAGUGGAGAUGAGAGUGACACAGACGACAGAGACAGGACACGUGUGGGCAGGAAUGGACAGGAUGUUAGCGCUGAGGGUAAGGAGAACGGCGGUGCACCGGUCAUGGGCGAAGGAGAAGACAACAGUGCAAGUGGUACUGAGUCUGAGAGUGAGGAUGGCUCGAACAACGAAGACGACACACGCACCACAGACACAGCCGAACUAAGCACAGACGACCCAUUCGACAGGCAUUUCAACAGUACUGAGUGUACUGAGGUGGAUGCCAUUGCCAAGGAUGUGUACCGGACGGAGAGGGACUUUGCCUUCCACACAGCCGCGUAUAGUAAUCUCAGGAGGCCUCUGCGCAGCCAACAGGCGGUGGAGGAGGCUGACUUAUCUAAAUUCCAUGU
Molecule: messenger RNA, 1043 nt
Organism: Sphaeroforma arctica JP610
Lineage: Eukaryota; Ichthyosporea; Ichthyophonida
Exons: 1
Source: RefSeq, a predicted model, not a curated record